Dibothriocephalus latus is the source of this 516-nucleotide messenger RNA. Lineage: Eukaryota; Metazoa; Platyhelminthes; Cestoda; Diphyllobothriidea; Diphyllobothriidae. The record is from the annotation of a GenBank genome assembly.
AUGUACUUUCGGCUUAGUUUCUAUUGGCUUGUCUAUCAUAGCCUACCACUGCUGCUGCUCACUGUUGCAGUUGUCUAUGUGUGCUUUAAUUGCUACUACAUUGACAAGACCCUCGACCACCGUCGUUCUCUGCAGUUCCAGUUGCUUGGACUAGGAAGCCUCAACUGUGCGUUACCGUUGGACCAGUCAGUCUACAAGAUUGCCAUCCUGGUGCCCUUUGAUCCUCGACUUGAGGACAUUUUUGCAGCACCUCCAGCCGAUCAGCCGAGGGCGUACAAAAAUGUGGCCCUGUUGCAUGUGCGUGUACGUGAGGAGAGCGAGGUGUCAGCGCAGGCGAGAGCCGCCUCCACUGCAGCCUUUUAUGCCGCCAAGGCCAUUCUGUCCGAGGGUAUGCAGUUUCGUGUGGAGGGAAUUAUUACGGAGCACGACAAUGCUGCAGACAUGAAGGCCAGGAUGCUGCAGCUUUCGGCCUACGGACGCGUUCCGGUUUCGAGACAAUUUCGGGCCCCACCCUAA